This is a messenger RNA of Chelonia mydas (Green sea turtle), 3792 nucleotides long. RefSeq names its product axin interactor, dorsalization associated (gene AIDA). The transcript is spliced from 10 exons. Gene Ontology annotation, cellular component: membrane. NCBI's taxonomy places the organism in Eukaryota, Metazoa, Chordata, Testudines, Cheloniidae. Gene Ontology annotation, biological process: determination of ventral identity. Gene Ontology annotation, molecular function: phosphatidylinositol binding. Bases 236 to 1156 code for a protein of 306 amino acids. The record is from RefSeq and is a predicted model, not a curated record.
GGGUGAGGCGGCUUCGAUAGCAACGGCCUCCCCCGCCCGUUGGGGCCGAGGGCGUGGCCGGCGCAGACUAGCCUGCUGGGAGGGGCGGGGCUGACUGGAGGCGGCCGCCAGGUUCGGUUGCCGCCGCAAAUGGGCUUGGUCGGCGGGCGGCUGGGGUGGCUGCUGGGCUGGAGGGAGCGGCUCGCCCGUGUGAUGGCCGGCCCCGGGCUGAGCAUGCUGCCCUAGUGCGGGGGCCAUGUCGGAGGCGGCUCGGAGCCUCCUGCAGCGCUGGGGCGCCAGCUUCAGGAAGGGAACCGACUUCGACUCGUGGGGGCAGCUGGUGGAGGCGAUAGACGAGUAUCAGAUAUUAGCAAGACACCUACAGAAAGAGGCCCAGUCUCAACACAACAACUCAGAGUUCACAGAAGAUCAAAAGAAAACCAUAGCUAAAAUUGCAACAUGCCUAGAAUUGCGGAGUGCAGCUUUGCAGUCCACGCAGUCGCAGGAGGAAUUUAAGCUGGAGGAUCUGAAGAAGCUAGAACCAAUCUUAAAGAAUAUCCUCACCUAUAAUAAAGAAUUCCCCUUUGAUGUUCAGCCUGUCCCACUCAGGAAGAUUUUAGCACCUGGAGAAGAGGAGAACUUGGAAUUUGAGGAAGAUGAUGAGGACGGUGGAGCUGGAGCAGGGUCUCCAGAUUCUUUUCCUGCCAGAGUUCCAGGUACUUUAUUACCCAGGUUGCCGUCGGAACCCGGGAUGACGUUACUCACUAUCAGAAUAGAGAAAAUUGGUCUGAAAGAUGCUGGGCAGUGCAUUGAUCCUUAUAUCACAGUUAGUGUAAAGGAUGUGAAUGGGGUAGACCUGACCCCUGUGCAGGAUACUCCGGUGGCUUCAAGGAAAGAGGACACCUAUGUUCAUUUUAAUGUGGACAUUGAGAUCCAGAAACAUGUUGAAAAACUAACAAAAGGUGCAGCUAUUUUCUUUGAAUUCAAACACUAUAAGCCCAAGAAGAGAUUUACCAGCACCAAGUGCUUUGCUUUCAUGGAGAUGGAUGAAAUUAAACCUGGGACAAUUGUUAUAGAACUAUACAAAAAACCCACUGACUUUAAAAGGAAGAAACUGCAAUUGUUGACCAAGAAACCACUUUAUCUUCACCUCCAUCAAACGUUGCACAAGGAAUGACCCUUUUGUGAGACUUCUGUGAACUAAACCACUUGUCACAAAUCACGGUAGCUGCAUGUGUAGCACCCCCAUCCUUCAACAGGCAGGAAAACAGCUGUACUCAUGCCAGUAGGUCAGAUGAGACCAUCACACACUGCACAGCAAUACCACAGGGUCAGAGGUUAAGCCUACCAUUCAGGUGCAAGUUUCUUCCAGUACCUUUUGGAUACCAGUUUUAUCACAAGUGUACUGAAGUAUUUUGUGACACUUUCUCUUCAGAAUUGAGCUGUUUGUAAAAUUUCAAUUUUGUAACUUACCUCUGUUUUUACCCUUCCUUCAAAAACCUUGCUAGAGGAUGGGAAGUGCCCCAUUCACCAUGCCUGAUACCGCAAAAUGUCGUGGCAAGUUUGCUAGCUUGUGUACUCUUGCUAUGCUUGCUAUUGCAGUCCUUCAGGUUUUAGAGUCCUUCACUCUGUCUCGUUGGGAAGGUGAUAGAAAAGGGAUUUUGUAGAAAGAAAGUGUCUGUGAGUGGUUUAAGAAGCAAUCAAGGGAUGGUGGUUAGAGAGAGAGAUUCAAUCCAAAGUUGAAAUGCUGCUCAAGAACAUCUUGUCAGCCUGCUCUUUCGUCUUAGCUGGCUAAGUGGCAGAGGAAAGGAGGGAGGAGUGUUUUGAGGAUAAAAGGGAAGGUGCUGAUGAGACAACCAAAUUGUCAACUGUUGAUCUCAAUCCCAUUCAGAUAGUUCCCAGACUUGCAGCAUCCAGUGUAUCAUGUGAUUUCAGGUAGAACUUGUCUAUUAUUACAAGUGUUGGAAUCCCUUAAAAAUCAUGAAUACUUAUUUAAGGGAACAAACUUCUCUUUUCUAUACUUCGUAUUUCCUAUCCACUUUCCCAGCCAGUGUGUAGGAGAGCUUUGGGGGCCCAUCCUACUCCCUUUGCUGUUGGUGGGAGUUUUACCAUUGAUUUCACAGGUGGUAGGAUCGGGCCCUUACUACUGAGCAUAAAGCCCCCACCAAAAACAUGAACAGCUCAGAAGUGCUCUGGCUAUCUCAAGCUGUUGACUGAAGACAGACAUGCCUUCCCAUGAGAAACUGUUUUCAUAAAACCUGAUUGUGGAUCUUUGCAUACCUCUAUUCAUAUGCAAGUCUGGAAACUUAGUCUAAAAUAACCUGGUUUUUAUGUAGGUAGAUAGGAUUAUCAUUUAUUUUCUAUAUUAUUGAGAUGCAUAGUGUGUAAUAAGCUGCAGGGCAUUGGCUUAUUAUAACAUGAAUAUUUGCAUCCACCUUUUGACUUAAUAAAGGGACCGAAGUAGAACCCAUUCAAACUUUUCAUAUAUUCAAUGAGUGGAAUAUUUAAUACAGUUCUUCAAGGUCUGAUGUGCUUCAUGUGUAUCUUAAAUAGUGCCUACAUACACUCUGCUAUGCUAACAAAGGACCAGCUCCAGGAGAAUGCAGUGUCAAAUGUUAGCUUUUUCUAAUUGCUUGGAUGUAAAUGUACCAUUAACGCCUUUCUUUCUGCACCAUGUAAUACUAACUCACUCCAGAACACUGUUUAAAGAAGUGAGGGAAAAGGAUUUUUUCACUUUUCAUGGCAGUCUGUUUAUGGAGUAUGUCAGGGGUGUUCCCUUCUGUCUCUAGUACAGUGAUCGAACUGAACUGUAACGGGGAUCAAAUAAGGCCUUUUGGAAGUUAGAAGCUGAAUUUAAUCUUGUGUUCUCCCCUUCUUUCCUCUCCUCUGGCUUAAUUGUGGAUGAGUUCACCUCUGUGAGCAAUUAUUUGGCUAAUGGCUGAAGAACUGUGUAUUUUCCUGUUAACAGUUCUUAAAGGGACCCAAUUACAUUAUAACCUUUUACAACAGAAUGCCAUGCCUGAAACAAACACUAAAUAUCUUGAUUAGUUUUGUUAAAAUAAAUGUAAAUAUAAUCUGACAUAGUGUUCCUCCAUUGUGUCUGCUGGUGUUGUACAAAGGAAGGAAACAUUCAUUAAAUAAACUGACUGUAUCUUAUAGGUGCAAAACCACAAUCUUUCACCAAUGCAAAAGGUGUAGUGUAUGACCCUGAUCAUCCAAAGCACUUGCUUAAUUGCAGUUAUUCACAUGCUUAAAGUUAAGGUCAGUGGGUCUCACUGCAUGCACCAGUGCUUUGCUGAAUAAGGUUCUAGGCCUCAUGUAGCCUUCUAAAAGUCCAAGAGGCUUCCAUUUUUUCUGAUGUCUACAUCUGUCAUACUAAACAAAUACUUUGUGGCUAUGUACUUGUCUACACAUGAAGUACUCAAAUACAUCUCCAUAUAAACUGUGCUGCUGUUGUCAGUCAGUAAUGGGGAAAAGGUAAAAAGUACUGAAACUGAGUCUAGUCCUGUCUCUGAUAAGAUGUACUCACACCCUCUGUAUGUUAUACUGACUGCUGGGGAUGAUCCUUUCAAAGUUAAGAACUAUUUAAGAUUUUAAUUUAGGGGGGUUAAAUGAAAUGGAAUAAACUUGCUUUGGGGGGAAUAUAAUAGGUUAAACUUCAACUUGAGGGAUUUGAUUUUCAAAGAUGGGUGUCCUUAAAAUGCAUAUGUUAUAGAUGUGUAGUUAACCAGUUACAUGUCUACUGGUGAAUGGUUAAUGAGCCAAUUUGUACACUAGUGCCUACAAAUUAAACAUGUUUUCAUGUGAAACAGA